CUUUGUUGGACUUUGUUCUUCUUUGGGUUUCGUUUUUCAUUCAUAUUAGAGUAUUAGUCAAUUACUCAAUUAAACACUACCAAAGACCAAGCUUCCUUCCAACUCCCUUCAACUGGUCAACUAAACAAGUUGGCAAGAGUUUUAGAUAUCGAUCGUGCUUAGCUCUGCUUCGAAAACAUCCAUGGCAACUGUUACUUCAGAAAUACAGCAGAUGCUCGUCUCUUUCUUCUGCUUCUUCUUAAUAACUUCCUCCAAACUGCUGGGAGCAGCCGGAAAUUCCUGCACAGAAUCCAAGUGUGAGGAUAAUGAUGCUCCAGCCAUUCACUACCCUUUCCGUCGCGGACAGCAUUGUGGCUAUGAUCCUGUGCUUCAAUGCACCCAGCCCAAUGAAACAGUACUUGCGGAGAAGUCAUUAGUGCUGGUAAAAUUCUUUGUCAAACACAUAGAUUAUAAGCAACAAACAAUCCAGCUCAAUCAACCAGAUGAUUGCCUCCUGCUAAAGCCUUUCGGCAUCCCACACAUGCCAACUUCUCCAUUCUAUUUCCCAGAGGAAAGCAUGUAUAUUACAAGCAUGAAUAUUACACUAUAUCAUUGUCCUACUAUUCCCGUUGAAAGAGAGUAUCUAAAGCAAGUCCCUUGCCUCGGUGGCCCUGCCUCCCAAACAUACGCCUUUCCUUCAGACUUGGAUUUACUUAGAUACAUGGUAUCAGUAAGGUCUUGUACAAAGAUGUAUGAUGUUUUAUCACUUCCAUUUGGAACUUGGUGGGGAAAUAAAGAGGAUUUUAUACUGAAUUGGUCUAAACCAAAUUGUACUGAAUGUGAGGCAGAGGGUAAGAGCUGUAGAUUGCAGAUGAAUGGCACCAACACUGAAAUUGAAUGUGUUCACUUGAGGAAACCAAGUGCGACAACCAAAUUAGUUGCUACAGGUGCAACUGUAGGUUCAUUCCUUCUCUUACUACUGCUCAUCCCUGUCUAUCGUGCUUAUAACUCUGAUAGAAAGGAAAAGGAACAUCAAAGAAAAAUUGAAAGAUUUUUGGAAGAUUACAAAGCUCUCAAGCCAAGCAGAUACUCAUAUGCAGAUAUCAAGCGAAUUACAAAUCAAUUCAAGGACAAGGUAGGAGAAGGAGCCUAUGGAACAGUGUUUAAAGGAAAUCUUUCUUCUGAACUCCAUGUUGCUGUGAAAGUCUUGAAAAUUUCAGAUGGGAAUGGGGAAGAGUUCAUAAAUGAAGUGGGAACUCUCGGUCAUAUCCACCAUGUUAAUGUGGUCCGCUUAGUUGGCUUUUGUGCUGAUGGAUUUGAACGAGCUCUUGUUUAUGACUUCUUCCCCAAUGGUUCACUGCAAGAUUUCAUUUCAUCAGCAGAUAAUACGAAUGGUUUUUUGGGUUGGGAUAAGUUGCAAGAUGUUGCUCUAGGCAUAGCCAAAGGAAUUGAAUAUCUACAUCAAGGAUGCGAUCAACAAAUCCUUCAUUUUGAUAUCAAACCCCAUAAUGUUUUGCUAGACCAAAAUUUCACUCCAAAAAUUUCUGAUUUUGGUUUGGCCAAGUUAUGUUCAAAGGAUCAAAGUAUAGUAUCAAUGACAACAGCAAGGGGCACUAUGGGCUACAUUGCACCUGAAGUGUUCUCCAGGAACUUUGGGAAUGUGUCUCAGAAGUCGGAUGUCUAUAGUUUCGGAAUGCUGUUGCUUGAGAUGGUAGGAGGGAGGAAGAAUAUUGGUGCAACCAUGGACAACAUGCAUGCAGUUUAUUACCCAAAAUGGAUCUAUAACCUCCUGGAAAAAGGAGAAGACCUCCGAAUCCAUAUUGGGGAAGAAGGAAAUUCAAAAAUUCCAGAGAAACUUUCAAUUAUUGGGCUCUCAUGCAUCCAGUGGUACCCAGUGGCUCGUCCUUCCAUGAAAGCAGUGGUUCAGAUGCUAGAGGGAGGAGAAAAAUUAACAAUGCCGCCUAAUCCUUUUGCAACAACAGGUCAUAGUAGAGCAGAUGUUGGAAGUAUCCCUAAAAGACCCAUGUGCCUCGAAUUAGAAACAAUUACUGAAUUAGAGUAA
Messenger RNA from Rosa rugosa (rugosa rose), 2041 nucleotides. RefSeq names its product rust resistance kinase Lr10-like. The record is from RefSeq and is a predicted model, not a curated record. Bases 182 to 2041 code for a protein of 619 amino acids. Lineage: Eukaryota; Viridiplantae; Streptophyta; Magnoliopsida; Rosales; Rosaceae. The transcript has 3 exons. Gene Ontology annotation, biological process: protein phosphorylation. Gene Ontology annotation, molecular function: protein kinase activity; ATP binding; polysaccharide binding.